Verticillium nonalfalfae is the source of this 1410-nucleotide messenger RNA. RefSeq lists its product as uncharacterized. NCBI's taxonomy places the organism in Eukaryota, Fungi, Ascomycota, Sordariomycetes, Glomerellales, Plectosphaerellaceae. Bases 1 to 1410 code for a protein of 469 amino acids. The record is from RefSeq and is a predicted model, not a curated record. The transcript is spliced from 3 exons.
AUGGGUCUCCCACUAUUCGUUGCCCCUAUCGAGUCGGAUCUCAAGUCCAAGUCGCCAGAAAAGGCCAAUAGCCUCCGUCCUACACGAUCAUCCAUACGCCACAGCCGCCGUCCCGACGUCGCUCGUGCCGUUCGUCGACGAGCCGCUAUAUUACGAGAGACGUUCACAAACACAAGCUUUGAGCAGCCCGAGCGCUCGCUGUUAUCCCGAGAAUGGGAGGAUGCUGGUCAUCCUGCGCCUUCGGACCGGCCUGCGCGUUAUCCUUGGAUAGAAACUGGCCAACUUCCACCUCCUGAAGCCUACAAUCCGCCGAGCGCCCCUCCCCCACUCCCAGAGUGGUUGACGUACCGAUUGGAGCGACAUGACGCGGCCGCGGAACGCACGAGGGCAAAUGACGACGAGGACCGUAUCAUGAGUCUUCUAGGCGAACGUUAUCUGAUUGCUAGCCGAUCGACCAGUGGAAGUCCGUCUCCCGCUGGAGAACAACCAUCACAGCUUGUCAGAUUGCGGGCUCGCAACCUCAGACGCGGCGCUGAUGAUGCGCCAAACCCAGAGACAUACCGGCGAGAACGAAUUGCACCUUCAGUGGCUGCUCGCUUCGAUCGCAGUCCCGAGCGAGAACAGCCCGGCUCGGCGGUCAUUGACAACGCGUCCCGUUCGCAACCGGCUUCGGGGCAGUUCAUACGAGAAGCGCAUACUUCCGUCAAUCGCAGGGCAUGGCGCAGACUCCGCUCAUCCGUCGGCGUUGACGGUCUGGGAGAUCGCACUCGAAGCAUGAGCCCAGAGGUCUGGGACACGCUUUUAACGACACUCACUCCUGACCCGCAACCGCCCAGCGCCGGGUCCUCGUUUGCCUCUGCGUCCGCGUCGAGCUCGGCGGCUACAUCACAACGCCGGAGCGCGGCUGCAUCGUCCCGCACCUCGUUCACCGACCCGGAGCUCUCCCGCGAGAAUGCGGUCGAGCAACCUUGCGAUUCGGCCCAGGAAGACUCGGAGAGUGAUAACGAGACGCCACGUGCUGCGCGUCCAGAGCGGCCUUCAACGAAUUACCCGUCGAGGCAUAGACGAUUCGUAUCAGCGUUAGACUCGAACGAUCAGAGCAGCGUGUCGCACGUCCGUGCCGACAGGCCGGGCCUACGACAAAGCCUCCCAGACCGCAUUAUUUACGCUCAUGGCCAUAUACGCGAUCACCUGCUGUCGUAUGGCCCUCUUUUUUCAAGUCAUAUUCCUCCCUUACUCGGGGGCACUGCCCGACGCGCGGAUCACACUGCAGACACAGCUGCAGCAGAGGAGUCGCAAGACGCACAGCCUGAUCAAGUCCAGACUCAGACUGAUGGUGCCCCCAACGUGGAUGAAAUCGCCUGGGCUAUCUUACGCAGUCUUGCAGACAAUAAUGGAACGGAUGAGUGA